AUGUCCGCUCCCGCCGCUCCCGCCGCUCCUGCCGCGCCCGCCGCCGGCCUCUCCGCGACGAGCCUCUACUGCGGUGACCUCGACAGCAAUUGCACCGAGGCGCAGCUCUACGAGCUCUUCUCCACCAUCGGUCCGGUGGUGUCCAUCCGCGUCUGCCGCGACCUCAUCACCCGCCGUUCCCUCGGCUACGCCUACGUGAACUUCCAGCAGGGUGCUGAUGCCGCGCGCGCCAUCGACGUCCUCAACUUCAACGUCGUCAACGGCAAGCCCAUUCGCAUCAUGUACUCCCAGCGCGACCCCGCGCUUCGCAAGUCCGGCGUCGGCAACAUCUUCAUCAAGAACCUCGACAAGGAGAUCGACAACAAGGCUCUCUACGACACCUUCUCCCAGUUCGGCAACAUCGUGUCCGCCAAGGUCGCCGCCGAUGGCCAGGGAGUCUCCAAGGGCUACGGUUUCGUGCAGUUCGCCGAGCAGGAGGCUGCGCAGCAGGCCAUCGACAAGGUGAACGGGAUGCUCCUGAACGACAAGCAGGUGUACGUCGGCCCGUUCCAGCGCCGCGGCGAGCGCGGCGGCGGCCCGACCACGUUCAACAACGUGUACGUGAAGAACCUUCACGAGUCUGUCGACGAGGACAAGCUCAAGGAGGUGUUCGGUGCCGUCGGCAAGCUCACCUCCGUCGUCAUCAUGAAGGACGGCGAGGGCAAGUCCAAGGGCUUCGGCUUUGUCUGCUUCGAGGAAUCCGAGGCUGCCUCCGAGGCGGUCGAGAAGCUCGACGGCUACGACAAGAUUGAGGACAAGGCGUGGGUCGUCUGCCGCGCCCAGAAGAAGGCCGAGCGUGAGGCUGAGCUCAAGGCGAAGUUCGAUGCCGAGCGCCGCGAGAGGCUCGAGAAGAUGGCCGGCGCCAACCUCUACAUCAAGAACCUCGAGGACACCGUCGACGACGCCAAGCUCCGCGAGCUCUUCGCCGAGUUCGGCACCAUCACCAGCUGCCGCGUCAUGCGCGACGCCUCCGGCGCCAGCCGCGGCUCUGCGUUCGUCGCCUUUUCCUCCGCCGACGAGGCCACCCGCGCGGUGACCGAGAUGAACGGCAAGAUGGCGGGCACCAAGCCCCUCUACGUCGCCCUCGCGCAGCGCAAGGAGGACCGCCGCAUGCGCCUCCAGGCUCAGUUUGCGCAGCGCGCCGUCGCCAACGGCGGCAUGCCCGGCAUGCCCUACGGCAUGCCCCCCCCGGGCGUGCCCGGUGCCAUGUACUACGGCCAGCCUCCCCCCGGCGUCAUGGGCCCUCCCCAGCCCCAGCCCGGCUUUGGCUUCCAGCCCAUCAUGCCCCCCGGCCCCGGCCGCCCCAUGGGCCCCGGCGGACCCAUGCAGUACGCCAACAUGCCCAUGCCCCAGCGCGGCGGCAUGCCCGGCCAGCGCGGUCGCGGCGGUCGCGGCGGUGCCCAGGGCGGUCGCGGCGCCCGCGGCCAGAACAUGCGCGGUUUCAACCAGAACAUGCCCCCCGCUCCCCCCGCGCCCAACAUGCCCCCCGCUCCCGAGGCUCCCAUGUCCGCCGUCGAGCAGCUCGCGGCGCAGCUCCCCAACGCGUCCGCGGAUCAGCAGCGCAUGCUCCUCGGCGAGGCCCUCUACCCCCUCGUCGACGCCGUCGAGCCCGCCUCCUCCGCCAAGAUCACCGGUAUGCUCCUCGAGAUGGACCAGUCCGAGGUGCUCCACCUCAUCGAGGACUCCAAGGCUCUCUCCGACAAGGUCCAGGAGGCUGUCGCCGUGCUCAAGGCUGCCGCUUCGGAGGACGCCUAAGCGUUCGGCGCGGUGCACCGAGGCGUGCGCGAGGGCUAUUCGUGAGGGCUCUCGCGGGAACUGGGAAACGGACACUGGACGGAGACUUUGCCAGGCGUCGACGCGUCGCACCUAUUACCGCGGCGUAAGACGGAGGCUCCGACGGACCGUACGGGUUUUGGGUUUGGGUUUCGGGAAUGGGAUUAGCACGGGUUAGCACAAUUCUUCGGCCUCGGCGGGGUCUCGACCGGCUGACGAACCCCGGGGAGAGACGAUCUCCAGGGUGUUUGAAAGCCCCGCUCGGGCACACCCCGCCGUGGCCUCCGCCGCGCGCCGC
This is a messenger RNA of Micromonas commoda, 2110 nucleotides long. RefSeq lists its product with no specific name. The transcript has 2 exons. Bases 1 to 1794 code for a protein of 597 amino acids. The record is from RefSeq and is a predicted model, not a curated record. Gene Ontology annotation, cellular component: ribonucleoprotein complex; cytosol; nucleus. Gene Ontology annotation, molecular function: mRNA 3'-UTR binding; poly(U) RNA binding; poly(A) binding. Lineage: Eukaryota; Viridiplantae; Chlorophyta; Mamiellophyceae; Mamiellales; Mamiellaceae.